AUGUACUCCCCGAGACGCUUGGCUGAUACCUUUGCUUUAGAUAGACUAAAUGCUUUAUACAGAGCUCCAAUUAACAAAAAGUCCGAGGCCAAUGCAAAACUUCGACCAGCAGAAAUCAGACACCAAGAGAUCUGUGAUUCACUUAUUCAAAAUAUCAAGAAAGCUUACCCAAAAACACUAGUAGAAGCACAAAAUCCAAAUGAUACUCAAAAUGAAUUUCAAUCCAAUAAUAUUUUUACAUCAAAAUUAGCAGACAAGUAUAUAGAAAAAAUCGGCCAAGAAAAUCUCCAGACUGAUUUUAAAUCAAAUGAAAUUACGGAAGAAAAGAAUAAAAACUUCACUAAAAGUGCAUCAAAACUGCAUACAAAUUAUAUACAAAAAGUAAAUAUUUUGAAGCAAAAAGUCUCAGAAAAAUUUCAAAAUAUGAAAAAUGAGAUAGCUGAAGAUGUUGAAAAAGAAGAAAAAAAUUAUGAUGAAGAUAUAAAUAGUAAGUUAGAAAAUUUGAGCUGUGAAAUAAAAUCAAAAAGAAUAUUGAAUAGUAAUGAAAAGGUAUUGAGGCAAAAAAGCUUUGUAUCUGAGAUAAGAGGCAAGGAAAAUUUUAUUAGAAAUAAAUCAUAUUCAACAAGUCUUGAACACAAAGUAGGAGAAAAUUUAAGAAAAAAUUACACUAAGCCAAUUCUUCAAUCAGAAUUAAAAACAAAUCAAAAGUACUCUUCACUAAUUAUACCUUCUCUAAGCAAAGAUUCCAUACUUAAACCAAGUAUUUUAAUAAGAGACGCUAAAAAUAAAGACAUUAGGAGAAUUCCAAUACAGAGUAUAGAGUCAACUAAAUAUUCCACCUAUUAUCGUUAA
This is a messenger RNA of Blepharisma stoltei, 852 nucleotides long. Lineage: Eukaryota; Ciliophora; Heterotrichea; Heterotrichida; Blepharismidae. The record is from the annotation of a GenBank genome assembly.